Molecule: messenger RNA, 4346 nt
Organism: Anguilla anguilla (European eel)
Lineage: Eukaryota; Metazoa; Chordata; Actinopteri; Anguilliformes; Anguillidae
Gene: adpgk
Product: ADP-dependent glucokinase
Exons: 8
Coding region: 333-1823 (496 amino acids)
Biological process (GO): glucose metabolic process
Cellular component (GO): endoplasmic reticulum
Molecular function (GO): ADP-specific glucokinase activity
Source: RefSeq, a predicted model, not a curated record
GCUGGCGGCUCGGAGCGCAAAUAGAAGCGGAUGUAGUGGUCAAAGUUACGUAAACGCCAUUGCAGCAGCCUUGGGAAUCUGAAAUGCAGUAGCUAGCUAGCCACUGCUAUUGCGUUUCAGCAACCUACAAGCGUCAGGUUUUGGCGUAACUUACGUGUUAAAGGUAGCGCUGUAAAUUGCUGUACGAAGGAAUCGGGCACCCCUGAAUUCAGACGUGGCGCCCGGUCUGAACACCGAGGCUCCUGAACAGCCCUGUCUUGCCCGCUUCAAAAUUUGUCAAGCAACGGUAGCGAUUUCUGCCGCAUCUAUUUUCUGCAGACGCUGAGGGGACCAUGUGGAAGAAGGCUGUUGUAGCUGCCGUCCUGGCUCUGACAGUUGGGUACUUCUACCAGACGGACCCUGAGCUGCCAGAACGCCUGAUGCAGUACCUCUCCCAGUCCUCCCCCUCUCUUGAAGGUAUCCCCACUGGCACACCCACCAUAGAGCGGAUAAUCUCCAGUGCCUGGGAGACCUUGAUCUCUGCCCCUGCCCGCCAGUGGAGUCGCGUGGCUGUAGGGGUCAACGCCUGCGUGGAUGUGGUGGUCUCGGGGGUGGGGCUGCUCCAGGCCCUGGCUGUCGAUCCUGGGCAGGGCAGUGACCAUGAAGUGCUCCACUCCAAAGAGGAUCUGAAGGAGGCCUUCACAUACUACAUGGAGAAGGGGGCGGCCGCGGAGCGCUUCUUCAGCGACGGCGAAGCCUUUCAGAGGAUCGCACGAGCUGCUGCGGAGUACCCUGGGGCUCAGCUGUAUGUGGGUGGAAACGCAGCUCUGAUUGGACAAAAACUGGCUACCUAUCCUCAGCUGAUGGUGCUGCUGUGUGGCCCCGUGGGCCCCAGGCUCCACGAGAUGCUGGAUGACCAGAUCGUCGUCCCCCCUCAGUCUCUGCAGGAGACAGACGAGUUCCAUCUCAUCCUGGAGUACAAAGCAGGGGAGCAGUGGGGUCCCACGCGGGCGCCCCAAGCCAACCGCUUCAUCUUCUCCCACGAUGUGGCGAACGGGGAGAUGAGCACGCUGGAGACCUUCGUGGCCAGCCUGGAGGAGUUCCAGCCAGACCUGGUGGUGCUGUCCGGGCUGCACAUGAUGGAGGGCCAGGGCAGGGAGCUGUGGGAGGAGAGGCUGAAGGAGGCUGUGGUGGCCAUCUCUGACGUCCGCAACCAGGUCCCCAUCCACCUGGAGCUGGCCAGCAUGACUGACAAGGACUACAUGAACCGCAUUAUGCAGGAGCAGGUCAUUCCCAUGGUGAACUCCAUCGGGCUGAACGAGCAGGAGCUUCUCUUCCUGUCCCAGGCCGGUGAGGGCCCCCACUCUGAGCUGGCGUCCUGGGACGGCAUGCCGGACGUGGGCCGGGUCAGCGACAUCCUCCUGUGGGUCCUGGAGCGGCACGGGCGUACCGAUCCAGAAUCCGAGGCCGACCUCACCCGCAUCCACUUCCACACCCUGGCCUACCACAUCCUGGCCACGGUGGACGGUUACUGGGGCAACCAGGUGGCCGCCGUGGCGGCGGGGGCGCGCGUGGCCGGCAGCCAGGCCUGUGGGCUCGAGAGCAUCGACGCCACCAAGGUCACCCUCCGGGCACCCAGAAACUUCCACAGCUCCUACUCAGAACCCAGAGAGAGCCUGACUCUCGACCCCGCCAUGCCAGUCACUGUCUAUCACCGGGGCAACGUCACCUUCUACAUGACACCCGUGCUAGUCUGCAAACAGCCGCUAAGGACAGUAGGCCUGGGCGAUGCCAUCUCAGCAGAGGGACUCCUGUACUCUGAGAUCCUGCAGCAGCAGCAGUAGCAGACACUGUUGGUCCCCAAUACAACUACUCUGUUCAGCAAUGUGCAAUGGAGUGUGGAAUGCCUGUGACACCCUGAUUGUUUUUCUUUUUGGUAAUUUGUCCGUCACACUGUAGGUGGCAGUGUUUUGUAUAACGGACAGGCCCCAAUAACCCAAGGCACAUUCUGGCAGCCAUUUGUUUCCACACUCCAAGGAGUUUUUGUACUGUUUACCUCUCAUAAUGAUUUGAAAAUAAUCCAAAUGAUGUGAAAUAAUCCAAUUAGCCUUGUGUAAACAGUUUGGGGGGGGGCAAGGAAAAUAUUGCGUACAGAACAUGAAUGCCUUCACUGGCCUCCAUCUCCACUCAAAGACCAGUUUGGUACGGGUAUGAACGUAAUAAUCAAGUUUGACUCUUCAUUACUGGUGGGCGCCCUGUGGAGAUUUGGUCUCUUUCCCACCCUGCUGCUCAAUAGGCACAUUGGCGAGGCUUGAGAAUGAUCAUGUUAACCUAACGCAAAAGGGCAUGCUGGAGCAGAUCCAUACCCACCUGGCCUUGACUUACCAUCUCACCGAUGAUAAACUGGAACAUUUUUUUAAGUGCUGUUUUUGGUAUGUGCGCUGCAGAUGCUUCAUAUUCUCAGACAACAAUGUGUCUUUGAAGUUCUUCAACGUUGAUGAAAAGCAGUGUACAGAAAGCAUCUGCCGAUAGUCUUAUCAAAUGAAUCCUGCUUAUUACUCCUAAUUCCACAAAAAGUCUUAACUGAACAUGGAGUAGCACAUACAUUAAAUGACUAUUCAGAUUUCUUUCCCGCCAAACUAUUAAGCCUUCUUGCACAAGAUGGGGUGGCCAGAUCACAUCUAUUCUCAGAACGUGUUAUCUACCACAGCUCUAAGUGAAAUAUUUAUGCACUUCCACCCCUGCCAGUGUAUUACACUAGGAGUUGAUUAUUGGAUUCUUGGCCUUUAUUAUGGCGUUACUACUUAAACAUGUCAUUGACUCCAUUUAAACUUCUGCUUAUAUUGAACUGAAGUAGGCAUAAUUCUGUUCAUGUUGUUUGUUACGUUUGAUUUUGCGGAAAGUGCGACCCGAAGAUCAAAAAUGAAAUUGGUCUUCCAGAUUUGCAUACUUGAACGGGAUCAUUUAUUCAUCCUGAACUGUAUUAUCCUGUUUUUCUCUUCAGUGGGCAUCUAACUUCUUAUGUAAAAAAUGAGAUUUUUUUUUCAGGGAUUAUGUUUUCAUCAAAUCGUGCUGUUUUUGUGUUUGUGGUCUACAACAUUGGUCCAGGAAUGCUGAUGGCCUGUAAUGACAAUUUGAUCAGUUACCUGACUACAUUAAUCCAGGAACCAGCAUUGGUAAAGCACUCGCACAUCCUGGCACUAUUGGACCAAUGUGUGCCCCCCUGUGGUCUGUACUGUGUUCAGUUUCUUACCGCCUGUCACAAGAUGUCUGCCUAAAAUUCAGAUUAAUUCUCAUACUAUCUGCUGAUCAGACUGAAAGAGGUACUGUCGGACUGUGAAGUGGUCCUCCUAACAGCCGGGGGCAGCUUCCCCAAGUAGAGUAGAGUACAGCAGAGCUGAGUGGCAAAAGAUGACCCUUACUGCCUCAAGUCACACCUGUCAUCUAAAAGUGUUUUUAGGAGCUCCUCCAAAUCCAUUUGUCUUAAUUGAGGGGCCUAAUUUAAGAGCUGACUAUAUUAGCUCUCCGUAAAAUUAAACGCUUUGUCUUAUUUGUAACAUAUCUUGCGUAACAGUGAAUACUUGAUAUUCAUGGGCACAGCAGGUCUACCUGGACAGUCUAGAUGUUCCCGGGGGUUGAAAACUGGCACCAGCUCUACUUGUAAAUAUUUGUAGAUCAAUCUUUUGCUUUUUGUUUUUUAAUCUUUAUUUUCUAUAUCCUGAAAUUGACAUAUGGCAUUACUAUUAUUUGAAUACGUGGCUUGGGCAUCAAACAUAACAUUUUGAGUCAUUAUCGAAAUGAAAUUUUCCUGGUACUUUUCAGACUAAUCUCAUUCAUGAAUAAAUCCAAAUAUAUAGUGUUAUUUUUUAAAAUUAUAAGAAUAUUUUUGACAUGAAUCACUUUAGCGAAUUGCUGUACAAUGAGUCUACAUGGUAUAAAUUGCACCUUCCAAAACUUCAAAUGGCUCUUUGAAAAGGGACUAUUCUGGAUAAAAUAAAAUGUGUGUAUUGUUUAUUAUACAUUUUAAACUGUAAUUGCAGUAAAAUGCAUUAAUACAUGAAUGUAUAUGUUAAGAGUAUAAUUUGGUUUAGAGGUUUUGCUGCUCAUUAAAAUAAUUUUUCAGCACUACCACCAGCACAAGCUUGUCAUCCUAUUGUCAGAACAGUUCCUUCUGAUACAUGGGUAAAUACUAUAUGCAUACGUAUGCAUUCAUACAAAUGUCUUAUUUCCCCUCAAAGUAUAAUCCUUGCUGAUGGUUACUGACAUGUACAGUUUUCCCCUUUGAUUAGUAUCUCUGCUAGAAAUUUAGCAUGAUGUGUCAUAGAGAUUAGUAAUAAAAAUAAAAUAUUUAAAUCUAUCUAUAUAAA